CAAACUGAACCAAAAGCCAUACAAACAAAGAAAAGACUUGUACAGCAAAAGACUUAGAGAGAGAGAGAGAGAGAGAGAGAGAGCGACGGGCUACUUGCAAGAAACAAGAACCUCACUUCUACAACGAUUUGGUCUCCUCCCAUGGCUUUGAUUCAAUCCCCUUAAUGAUUUUAGCUUCAGUCUCCCUGCUAAUCAGAAAAACAAGAACCUCAUUUCGGCGUUCAAGAUGAUUGCAUACCUAGAGAGAUUCAUCCACGAGAACGACACUGAAUCUAUACAAGACGACCGCCUGCCCCCCAUAUGCCAAUCUCUAGACCUCCAAGGCAGCAUCAAUUGCGUGGCUACUGGCUUAGCUGGUAAAGAUUUUGGCGGCAUGUAUUCUUUUAAUCCCUUGGCUAUAAUCAGGCCAGCUGGAGCCGAUGACGUAGCGAGGGUAGUCAAAGCAGCGUACCGGUCACCUAAUAUGACGGUGGCAGCGAGAGGUAAUGGCCACUCCAUCAACGGUCAAGCCAUGGCCGAUGGUGGUGUCGUGAUAGACAUGCGCUCCACUGGAGAUAACUACUUCAAGAUUGUGAGAAUGAAUGGGGAAAUCUUUGUUGAUGUGUCCGGAGGGGCAUUAUGGGAAGAUGUGCUAAUACGGUGCGUUUCCGGGUUCAAUCUUGCUCCUAGGUCGUGGACUGAUUAUCUCGGGCUAACCGUUGGGGGGACGUUAUCUAACGCCGGCGUUAGUGGGCAAGCCUUCCGUUACGGACCGCAAACGUCAAACGCGAGAGAGUUGGACGUGGUAACGGGAAAAGGCGACAUAUUGACAUGCUCCGAAACGGAAAAUUCUGAACUCUUCUUCGGAGCCUUGGGUGGUCUGGGUCAGUUCGGUAUCAUAACCAGGGCCAGAGUGAAGUUGCAGUCAGCACCGGACAUGGUGAGAUGGAUAAGACUGGUGUAUUCCGAGUUCGAAGACUUCACCAGGGACGCAGAGUGGCUGGUCACUCGUCCAGACGGCAUGUCGUUCGAUUACGUUGAAGGGUUCGUGUUCGUGAACAAUGAUGACCCCGUAAACGGUUGGUCUUCGGUGCCGUUGGACCCAGACUGGGGGUUUGACCAGACCGCCAUUCCUCCAACCGCCGGCUCUGUUCUUUACUGCCUUGAAGUGGCUCUACACUAUCAAAACAGUGACCAUCCAUCAGCCGUUGAUACGGUUGUAAACAGCUUGCUUGGACGGCUACGAUUUAUCGAGGAUUUAAAGUUCCAAGUGGACAUCACCUACGUGGAAUUUAUAUUGCGUGUGAAACAAGUGGAGGAACACGCCAGGGCCAAUGAGAUAUGGGACUCUCCUCACCCUUGGCUCAAUUUGUUUGUAUCAAAGAAAGAUAUCGUUGAUUUUGAUCGUAUGGUGUUUAAGAGGCUUUUGAAGGAAGGCAUCGGUGGGCCCAUGCUGAUCUACCCACUGCUGCGAAGCAAGUGGGAUAAUCGGACGUCCGUGAAAAUACCAGAUGAAGGGGAAAUCUUUUAUUUAGUGGCGUUGCUCAGAUUCACUCCUCCAUACUCAAAGGGCUCUUAUGUUGAGAAAUUGGCAUCUCAAAACCAAGAGAUUGUCCAAUUAUGUGUUAAGAAUGGUUUUGAUUUCAAGUUGUAUCUCCCCCAUUACCACUCUCAAGAUGACUGGAAACGACACUUUGGAAACCAAUGGUCAAGAUUUGUGGACAGGAAGGCCAGUUUUGAUCCCAUGGCUAUACUUGCACCUGGGCAAAAAAUUUUUAAGAGGGUCAUCUCUCACUCCUAGUACUCAAUAGCUAUAUGGAUGUUUAGAUGAAAUUGUAGUUUUUUUUCCCCCUUCUUGGAAUCUAUUUUGAUGCUAGUGGUGGGUCUUGCACACACCUUUGCAAUUACUUGACAAACAACAUAUUGAUGCAAUGUAAAGGAAUAUUUUUGAAAAAAAAAAAGACAAAUAUUUUUGAUA
Messenger RNA from Manihot esculenta (cassava), 1957 nucleotides. Its product is annotated as cytokinin dehydrogenase 7. The record is from RefSeq and is a predicted model, not a curated record. Gene Ontology annotation, biological process: cytokinin metabolic process. Bases 227 to 1780 code for a protein of 517 amino acids. The transcript has 5 exons. Gene Ontology annotation, molecular function: FAD binding; cytokinin dehydrogenase activity. NCBI's taxonomy places the organism in Eukaryota, Viridiplantae, Streptophyta, Magnoliopsida, Malpighiales, Euphorbiaceae.